This is a messenger RNA of Topomyia yanbarensis, 4575 nucleotides long. It is a transcript of the gene fliI, whose product is annotated as protein flightless-1. The transcript has 6 exons. Gene Ontology annotation, molecular function: phosphatidylinositol-4,5-bisphosphate binding; actin filament binding. Gene Ontology annotation, biological process: actin polymerization or depolymerization; barbed-end actin filament capping; myofibril assembly. The record is from RefSeq and is a predicted model, not a curated record. The coding region runs from base 277 to 4059 and encodes 1260 amino acids. Gene Ontology annotation, cellular component: actin cytoskeleton; nucleus; cytoplasm. NCBI's taxonomy places the organism in Eukaryota, Metazoa, Arthropoda, Insecta, Diptera, Culicidae.
AAGUGGUGUCAUUCAACUGCAGAAAAUUAAAUGGAGAAACGGGAUUUCUUUCGUUCUCCACAAGUGGAUAAUAAUUUUCAGUUUCCUCCGAUAAAUCAUAAAAUUAUUUAGCGCAAAACUUUCUGUGAUAGCUCACCACACCCGCUAGUAUGUGAAGUGGACGGAAUUUAGUAAGAGAUUUUGGUUUCAAGAGCAUAAUUUGACUAAAAAAUAAAGUGCAACAGCAGCAACAACAAAUCGACUGAGGCAGAGAAAAUAGAAGAUAGCAAAAUCAGGAUGAGUUCGACAGGUGUUCUACCGUUUGUUCGAGGAAUCGAUUUCACCUGCAAUGAUUUCAGUGAUGGAAAAUUCCCCAGGAACAUUAAACACAUGUCCGGUGUACAAUGGCUCAAGCUGGAUCGGACGGGAAUCGACGAGAUUCCCGAGGAGAUGGGUAAGCUGAUGAAGCUGGAGCAUCUAUCGAUGAAGAAUAAUCAGCUGGAGAAGUUAUUUGGUGAACUAACUGAUCUGAACUGUUUGCGAACGCUCAACAUGCGCCGAAAUAAUAUCAAGAGUUCGGGUAUUCCAAAUGAACUGUUCGAUUUGGAAGAAUUGACGACACUGGAUCUAUCGCACAAUAAGCUGAAAGAGGUUCCUGAAGGGUUGGACAAGGCCAAGAGCCUGUUGGUUCUAAACCUGAGCAAUAAUCAAAUUGAAAGCAUUCCACCAUCACUUUUUAUAAAACUGACGGACUUGUUGUUCCUGGAUCUUUCCAACAAUAAGCUGGAGACGCUGCCACCACAAACCAGACGCCUUUCGAAUCUGCAAACUCUUAUUUUGAACGAUAACCCGUUGGAGUUGUUUCAGCUUCGCCAGCUCCCUUCGCUACAGAGUUUAGUCUGCCUUCAAAUGCGCAACACACAACGUACCACAACAAACUUCCCAGCGUCGCUAGAUAGUCUUUCCAACCUGCAAGAGUUAGAUCUUUCUCAAAACGCACUGUCCAAGAUUCCCGAUGCUCUGUACAACCUGUACAACUUGAAGCGGUUAAAUUUGAACGAUAAUGUCAUCCAGGAAAUCUCGCCUUUGAUCGAAAAUUUAGCCAAACUGGAAACUUUAAACCUCUCGAGGAAUAAACUGACGCUACUUCCUGCUACUUUGUGUAAACUGCAAAACCUUCGGCGUCUGUACGUCAACGAUAACCAAUUAAAUUUUGAAGGAAUCCCUUCGAGCAUCGGUAAGCUGGGCACCCUGGAGGUGUUUUCCGCAUCCAAUAAUCAGUUGGAAAUGGUACCGGAAGGUUUGUGCCGGUGUGGUUCCCUGAAAAAAUUAAAUCUCAGCUCAAAUAAGCUGAUAACACUGCCAGAAGCCAUCCACCUGCUAACCGAUAUGGAUCAACUUGAUUUGCGGAAUAAUCCAGAUCUAGUGAUGCCUCCGAAACCGGUGGAAGUGCAGCGCGGAGACGGACUUGCCUUCUACAAUAUUGAUUUCUCACUUCAAACUCAGCUACGGUUAGCGGGGGCAAAUGUGCCAGCCCAAGUUCAGGUGGCGAACAGCAGCAAGGAUCCGAUCGCUAGGAAACUGCGACUACGACGAGGAGCAAGAAAUGAUUCGGCGGAUCAGGAUUCGGCCAAGAUUCUCAAAGGCAUGCAGGACAUUGCCAAGGAGAAGAACACCCUUGGGUUUGAAGAUGAGAAGGUGGAGAAUUUGAAGCCUAAACGUUGGGACGAAACGUUGGAGAAGCCGCCGGUUGAUUAUUCGGAAAUAUUUGAGGAAGAAGACGGACAAUCUGUUGGGUUAACGAUUUGGGAAAUUGAGAACUUUUUGCCGAAUAGAAUCGAGGAGGCAGCCCAUGGAAAGUUCUACGAAGGAGAUUGUUACAUCGUGCUGAAAACGGUCCAUGACGACGUUGGGCAGUUGAGUUGGGAAAUUUACUUCUGGAUAGGGACAAAGGCAACACUGGACAAACGGGCCUGCGCUGCAAUUCAUGCAGUUAACUUGAGGAACUAUCUUGGAGCCCGCUGUCGAACAAUCCGGGAGGAACAAGGAGAUGAAUCCGACGAGUUCUUGGCACUGUUUGACACUGAGGUUGCGUACAUCGAGGGAGGUAGAACGUCAACAGGAUUCUACACUAUCGAAAAUUUGGUGUACAUCGUCAGGCUGUACCGGGUUCAUGAUGCUGGUGCUAACAUUCAUCUGGAACCGGUCGAGGUAACGCACGAGUCUUUGGAUCCCGGAUAUGUCUUUCUGCUGGACACCGGUCUGCAGCUCUUUAUGUGGUACGGCACAAAGUCCAAAAACACCCUGAAAUCCAAAGCCCGUUUGACGGCGGAGAAAAUCAACAAAAACGAACGCAAAAACAAGGCGGAAAUCUUCCAGGAAUACCAAGGCAGCGAAGGUGUUGAAUUUUGGAAGGCUCUCGAGUUCCCGAAUGGUCAAGGGCCUGGAGAAAAGCCCACUUCGCACGUCGACGUGGAUUUCCAACCGAUUCCUCCCCGACUGUACCAGAUUCAACUCGGCAUGGGUUACCUGGAGCUACCGCAAGUGGAACUACCCAGCAAAACGCUUCACCAUACGAUUCUUAACAGCAAGAAUGUUUACAUUCUGGAUUGCUACUUGGAUCUGUUUGUUUGGUUCGGUAAGAAAUCCACCCGGUUGGUGCGUGCUGCUGCUAUCAAACUGUCCCAGGAACUGUUCAACAUGAUCGACCGACCGGAGUAUGCACUGAUUACCCGCGUUCAAGAGGGAACGGAAACGCAGGUCUUUAAAUCUAAAUUCAUUGGCUGGGAGGAAAUUAUAGCCGUUGACUUUACUCGCACUGCUCAAUCCGUUGCUCGGACCGGAGCCGAUCUAACGGAGUGGGCCAAAAAGCAAGAAACUAAAGCUGACCUGGCCGCUUUGUUCAUGCCCCGACAACCGUCGAUGACGUUGAUCGAGGCCCAACAACUGGCGGACGAUUGGAACUAUGACCUGGAUGUGAUGGAAUCGUUCGUUCUGGAGGGCAAAAAGUUUGUUCGCCUUCCAGACGAGGAACUGGGUAUUUUCUACACCGGGGAAUGCUAUGUGUUUCUAUGCCGAUAUUGUCUCCCGGUGGACGAUGACGACGACGAGGAAGAGGAAGGUGAUACGGUGGAUAGCACAGGGAAUGGAAAAUUGAAAAAAUCGUCGGCACCACCUGCAGAAGAAAUUCAGUGUGUUGUGUAUUUUUGGCAGGGUCGCGAAGCUGGCAAUAUGGGCUGGUUAACCUUCACGUUCACGUUGCAGAAAAAGUUUAAAUCCAUGUUCGGAGAGGAACUGGAAGUUGUCAGAAUCCAUCAACAGCAGGAAAACCUCAAAUUCAUGUCCCAUUUUAAGGGGAAGUUUGUAAUUAAGAAUGGACGACGAAAGGAGAGGUUGAAGACUCCGGAAGGAAAGCUGCCGGUCGAAUUCUAUCACCUGCGCUCGAACGGAAGUGCUCUCUGCACGAGAUUGAUUCAGGUGAAGACGGAUGCUACCCUGCUAAAUUCGGCUUUCUGUUAUAUUCUGUUUGUGCCUUUCGAAACGGACGAUGAUUCAGAGACUGGAAUCUUGUACGUUUGGAUCGGAUCCAAAACAACAGCCGAAGAGGCCCGACUGAUUCAGGAGAUUGCCGAGGAUAUGUUCAACAAUCCUUGGGUUAGCUUUCAGAUUCUGCACGAAGGUGAAGAGCCAGAAAAUUUCUUCUGGGUUGCCCUGGGUGGUCGCAAACCCUACGACACCGAUGCCGAGUAUAUGGACUACACUCGACUGUUCCGCUGUUCGAAUGAGAAAGGCUACUUCACGGUAGCUGAAAAGUGUUCCGAUUUCUGCCAGGACGAUCUGGCCGACGACGAUAUUAUGAUUCUUGACAACGGUGAACAGGUGUUCCUUUGGCUUGGCUCCCGUUGCAGCGAAGUAGAGAUCAAACUGGCUUACAAAUCUGCACAGGUUUACAUCCAACAUAUGCGUAUCAAACAACCGGAACGGCCGAGGAAGCUAUUUUUGACUCUGAAGAACAAAGAAUCAAAGCGAUUCACGAAGUGCUUCCAUGGCUGGAGUGCGCACAAACGUCCCCCAGAAUAAUGCGUAAGCUGAUCGAAUUGAAUUAAUGGUUACGCACCAACCCCUACGGAAGAUGAAAAGAUUUUUAAGAAAUUAAGCGGAUCUGUACUUAUUGUUUUUAUUGGUAUAUCAAACAAUUGGAAGCAAUCCACUCUCUAUUGGUUAACAUUGGUCUGUAGUAAUGAACAUAUUGAUGCACGAUUGUUGAACAAGCAGUAGCAAUCCCCAUUCAUCAAUGAGUGGAUUAAGUUGUAAUUUUACAUUUAUUUAUUCUCUUUCUGCUAGUUGCUUCAUUUAUCGUAAAGAGGAUCCAGAAUGUUAAUCAGGAUUGUUUUAUUUGAUUUCAGUGGUAAAAUCUAAUAACAGUAGUAUUUACAAAUGUAUAAACAGAAACUCUACUCCACAAAUUUAAUAAAAUAACACUUUUCAAGCACAAUUAUUCCACACAAGUUUUUACGGGGUGUUCUUUUUUAUUCGAAAUAUUCCGAAAAAAUUCGCGUCAUUUUUCGAAUUAAGGUGUUUGAAGAUUCAUAACAU